AUGAAUAAAGGGAAGAAGAUACAGCUGAAGAAACAGUUUGAAUAUUACGGGAGCACAAGUUUUUUAAUUGUUAAUAUAAUAGGUGCAGGAAAUUUUGUGGCCUCCACAGGGGUGUUGAAGUACUUUUGCAUGAAUGUGGGACUCUCUCUGUGUAUCUGGGCUGCCUGUGCCCUCCUGUCUGUGAUGAGCACUCUGUCUGCAGAGAUAGGUAUAACCUUCCCAUGCAGUGGACCUCACUACUAUUUUCUCAGGAGAUAUUUUGGCAACUUGAUAUCCUUCCGGAAUAUCUGGAGAGCCUUGUUCCUGGGGCCAGAAAUAGCUGCCAGCCACGCCCUCCUCCUUACUGAGUACAGCAUCUAGCCUUUUUAUCCCGGCUGCUUUGCACCAAAGCUGCCAAAGAAAUGUCUGGCACUGGCCAUAUUGUGGAUUGUGGGUAUUCUGAAUUGUUGUGGUGUGAGAGAGGUGACUUGGCUUCAGACAGGGAUCACAGUGCUGAAAAUGGCCACACUCGGCUUUAUUUCCGUAACUGGAGUGGCAUUGCUGGUAAGAGGGAAGGAGGAGAAUGUUGAAAGGUCAAACUCUUUUGAUGCUGAGUUUCCAGAAGCCUCCCAGUUUCCAGAAGCCUUCUUCCGAGGGUAUUUUGCGUCUUCAGGUGGGGGAUGCUUUACUUCUACAGCAGGUAACUAACAAUUC
This is a messenger RNA of Manis javanica (Malayan pangolin), 693 nucleotides long. It is a transcript of the gene SLC7A13, whose product is annotated as solute carrier family 7 member 13. Gene Ontology annotation, molecular function: L-amino acid transmembrane transporter activity. NCBI's taxonomy places the organism in Eukaryota, Metazoa, Chordata, Mammalia, Pholidota, Manidae. Gene Ontology annotation, biological process: amino acid transmembrane transport. The record is from RefSeq and is a predicted model, not a curated record. Gene Ontology annotation, cellular component: membrane.